This is a messenger RNA of Quercus lobata, 789 nucleotides long. Its product is annotated as stromal 70 kDa heat shock-related protein, chloroplastic-like. NCBI's taxonomy places the organism in Eukaryota, Viridiplantae, Streptophyta, Magnoliopsida, Fagales, Fagaceae. Gene Ontology annotation, molecular function: ATP-dependent protein folding chaperone; ATP binding. The record is from RefSeq and is a predicted model, not a curated record. Bases 1 to 789 code for a protein of 262 amino acids. The transcript is spliced from 5 exons.
AUGACGAGGACAGCUACGAAAGAUGCAGGUCGCAUUGCAGGGUUAGACGUCCUGCGAAUAAUCAAUGAACCUACUGCUGCUUCGCUUGCUUAUGGGUUUGAGAAGAAAAACAAUGAGACCAUUCUGGUUUUUGACCUUGGACUUGGAGGUGGUGCUUUUGACGUUUCAGGUAUGCCAAUUACUUUGUUACUCUUCUUAUUGGAUUUUUCUCUGUUUUUGUGGUCACUUCACUGUAAGUUGAAAACUGCUACUCUGUGGUUGCCCUCUAUGCAUGUUCCAAAAUGGAAUAAUUCUCAUAUGAAAUAUCAGUGUGUGUUUGAUUUCCAUUACUGGAGUUUGCUGCCUUUUGAUUUAAAACAGCUACGAGGACCAAUUGAAACUGCCUUGAAAGAUGCAAAUCUUUCCUUCAAAGAUUUAGAUGAAGUAAUCCUUGUUGGUGGUUCUACUCGCAUCCCAGCUGUUCAGGAGCUUGUGAGGAAGAUGACUAGAAAAGAGCCCAAUGUCACUGUAAAUCCUGAUGAAGUUGUUGCUCUUGGGGCUGCAGUUCAGGCCGGUGUUUUAGCUGGAGAAGUUAGUGACAUUGUGCUCUUGGAUGUCACUCCAUUGUCUCUGGGACUCGAAAUUUUGUGUGGUGUAACGACAAAGAUUAUCCCAAAGAACACAACUUUGCCAACUUCCAAAUUAGAGGUGUUCCCCACUGCGGCAGAUGGGCAGACCAGUGUAGAGAUUAAUGUCUGUCAGGGUGAGAGAGAGUUCAUGAGGGUUAACAAGAGAAUGGUGAUGAUAUGA